AUGAUUGGCAAGUUGGUCAGGGUGUCGCUACUAGUGGGUGCAAUUGUCGCCAUAACUCCAAAUAAUCCACUACGAACACUGAUAGCAUUUGCAAUUAUUGGAUAUUUGAUUACGUACCUGAUUAUACCAAAAGUAGGACCAAGUUUUAUCAAGAUAGGAUUAAAAGGAAAAGACAUGUCAAAACCUCCACCAGUCACAGAAAUUCCAGAGACAAUGGGUUUGGUGGCCGCAGCUACUUAUUUAUUUUUAAUGUUUGGGUUAAUUCCAUUUAUAUUUUUUAAAUAUCUUGUAUCGUUUGGAUCAUGGGCAAAUGAUGAAUCAAUGACAGAAAAUUAUACACAUCAAUAUCAAGCUUUAAAAGACAACAAGUUAUUUCCUCACAAUAAAUUGGCUGAAUACUUGAGUGCUAUAUUGUGUUUACAAAGUACAACAUUAUUAGGUUUAUUAGAUGAUUUAUUUGAUAUUAGAUGGAGACAUAAAUUCUUUUUACCAGCAGUUGCAUCAUUACCAUUGUUAAUUGUCUACUAUGUCGAUUUCAGUGUAACUUCAAUUGUUGUGCCUAAGUUUGUCACUGACUUUCCUGGUGGGUUAUAUUUCUUAGAUGCUUUAAACUUUUUUGUAAAAUAUGGAAACCAUGCUGUCACAUGUAUUACGGGUUUAUCAUUUAGGACUUUAGCAUCUGAUUAUGUUGUACCGGAAGAUGCUCCAAAGUUGAUUGAUUUAGGAAUAUUUUAUUAUGUUUACAUGUCUGCAAUUUCGAUUUUUUCACCAAAUUCAAUCAAUAUCUUAGCAGGAGUGAAUGGCUUAGAGGUAGGACAGUCUGUCAUAUUGGCAAUAAUUUUUUUGGUCAAUGAUUUUUGUUACCUAUUUACCGAGAAUAUCCCACAAGCAGCUUAUGAUUCUCAUUUAUUCUCAGUUAUAUUUAUAAUACCAUUUUUAGGAGUUUCACUAGCUUUAUUACAAUACAACUGGUUUCCUGCUAAAGUAUUUGUUGGAGAUACAUAUUGCUACUUCAGUGGGAUGGUGUUUGCAAUUGUGGGUAUAUUAGGACAUUUUUCCAAAACGUUAAUUAUAUUUUUAGUACCACAAAUUAUCAAUUUUAUCUAUUCAGUUCCACAAUUGUUUCAUAUAAUACCAUGUCCAAGACACAGAUUGCCUAAAUUCAAUGUGGAAAAUGGAUUAAUGUACCCAAGUUUUGGGGAAUUGAAAAAUCCUAAUGCUUUGAAUACUUUCAUCUUGAGUUUUCUUGGCAAGUUUAAUCUUAUCAAAUUGAUAAGAGAUCCUAAACUGGGUCAAAUUAUAAAAUUCUCAAAUAUGACAAUCAUAAAUCUUUCUUUAGUUUGGUUUGGUCCAAUGAGAGAAGAUACAUUAUGUAUGGUCUUAUUAGGUAUACAAUUUUUAGUUGGUAUUUUAAUGAUUUUUGUUAGACAUACGGUUGGUCCUUGGUUGUUUGGUUAUGAUAAUCUAUCAUGGGGAGUAAAAUAA
This is a messenger RNA of Lodderomyces jiufengensis, 1485 nucleotides long. RefSeq names its product UDP-N-acetylglucosamine--dolichyl-phosphate N-acetylglucosaminephosphotransferase (gene ALG7). Gene Ontology annotation, cellular component: membrane. NCBI's taxonomy places the organism in Eukaryota, Fungi, Ascomycota, Pichiomycetes, Serinales, Debaryomycetaceae. Bases 1 to 1485 code for a protein of 494 amino acids. The record is from RefSeq and is a predicted model, not a curated record. Gene Ontology annotation, molecular function: UDP-N-acetylglucosamine-dolichyl-phosphate N-acetylglucosaminephosphotransferase activity. Gene Ontology annotation, biological process: protein N-linked glycosylation; dolichol-linked oligosaccharide biosynthetic process. The transcript has a single exon.